Molecule: messenger RNA, 1803 nt
Organism: Balaenoptera acutorostrata (minke whale)
Lineage: Eukaryota; Metazoa; Chordata; Mammalia; Artiodactyla; Balaenopteridae
Gene: GPR50
Product: G protein-coupled receptor 50
Exons: 2
Coding region: 1-1803 (600 amino acids)
Biological process (GO): G protein-coupled receptor signaling pathway
Cellular component (GO): membrane
Molecular function (GO): melatonin receptor activity
Source: RefSeq, a predicted model, not a curated record
AUGGGGCCUACCCUGGCAGUUCCCACCCCAUACGGCUGUAUUGGCUGUAAACUGCCACAGCCAGACUACCCACCGGCUCUAAUCAUCUUUAUGUUCUGCGCAAUGGUCAUCACCAUAGUCGUAGACCUGAUCGGCAACUCCAUGGUCAUUUUGGCUGUGUCGAAGAACAAGAAGCUCCGAAAUUCUGGCAACAUCUUCGUGGUUAGCCUCUCUGUGGCUGAUAUGCUGGUGGCCGUCUACCCCUAUCCUCUGAUGCUGCACGCCAUGGCCAUCGGUGGCUGGGAUCUGAGCCAGUUACAGUGCCAGAUGGUUGGAUUCAUCACAGGGCUGAGUGUGGUCGGUUCUAUCUUCAAUAUCGUGGCGAUUGCCAUCAACCGUUACUGCUACAUCUGUCACAGCCUCCAGUAUGAGCGCAUCUUCAGUGUGCGCAAUACCUGCAUUUACCUGGUUGUCACCUGGAUCAUGACUGUCCUGGCUGUCCUGCCCAACAUGUACGUCGGCACCAUCGAGUAUGAUCCUCGCACCUACACCUGCAUCUUCAACUAUCUGAACAACCCUGCCUUUGCCGUGACCAUCGUCUGCAUCCACUUUGUCCUCCCUCUGCUCAUCGUGGGUUUCUGCUACGUGAGGAUCUGGACCAAAGUGCUGGCAGCCCGUGAGCCGGCUGGGCAGAACCCUGACAACCAGCUUGCUGAGGUUCGCAAUUUUCUAACCAUGUUUGUGAUCUUCCUCCUCUUUGCAGUGUGCUGGUGCCCCAUCAACGUGCUCACUGUCUUGGUGGCUGUCAGUCCAAAGGAGAUGGCAGGCAAGAUCCCCAACUGGCUUUAUCUUGCAGCCUACUUCGUAGCCUACUUCAACAGCUGCCUCAAUGCUGUGAUCUACGGUCUCCUCAAUGAGAAUUUCCGAAGGGAAUACUGGACCAUCUUCCAUGCUAUGCGGCAUCCUAUCCUGUUCCUCUCUGGCCUCAUCACUGAUGUUCGGGAAAUGCGGGAGGCCCGAGCCUUCGCCCGCGCCCGUGCCCGUGCCCGUGACCAAGCCCGCGAACAAGCCCGUGAACAAGACCAUGCCCGUGCCUGUCCUGCUGUGGAGGAAAUGCCGAUGAACGUCCGGAAUGUUCCACUACCUGGUGAUGCUGCAGCUGGCCAACCUGAGCGUGCCUCUGGCCACCCCACGCCAGCCUCCGGCCACUCCAGGUCUGCCUCUGCCCACCGCAAAUCUGCCUCUGGUCACCAUAAGUCUGUCUUUAGUCACUCCAAGCCUGCCUCUGGCCACCCUAAAUCUGCCUCUGGCCACUCCAAGUCUGCCUCUGGUCACCCCAAGUCUGCCACUGUCUACCCUAAGCCUGCCUCUGUCCACUUCAAGGCUGACUCUGUCCAUUUCAAGCCUGCCUCUAGCCACCCCAAGCCUGUCACUGGCCAUCACGUCCCUGCCGGCAGCCACUCCAAGACUACCUUCAGCCCUGCCACCAGCUGCCCUAAACCCACCACUGGCCACACGAAGCCUGCUACCCCGCACCCUGAGCUUGCCGGCUAUCCUGAGUCUGUUGCCACCAGCCACCUGCAGCCUGCCAUCGCCGGCCAGCCUGAGCCCACUGCUGCUGGCCACCUAGAGUGUGACAUCACUGGCCUCCCUGAGCCCGCUUCCAACCCCGCCACUGAGUCCCCCAAGCCUGUUGCCAGCCCGCUGAAGCCUGCUGCUGCCGCUGCCCCUGUUGACCCCAUUGUGGUCACCAUUGCCACCAAUGAUUACCAUGAGGUUAUGGUUAUUGAUGUUGAAGCUGAUUCUGAUGAAAUGGCUGUGUGA